Messenger RNA from Rotaria socialis, 630 nucleotides. NCBI's taxonomy places the organism in Eukaryota, Metazoa, Rotifera, Eurotatoria, Philodinida, Philodinidae. The record is from the annotation of a GenBank genome assembly.
AUGAAUUCGAAUUUUGCCAACUAUCUAUUUACUCGAUUCGCUUGCCAUCGUAAAAGUGAUGAUUCAACGCACUGCCAAUUGGGUCACUUACGCAAAGAGGAUGACUCAGUAGUUCGUCUUUUAUUCCCAUUCGCACAUAUCAAAUAUUACCAAACUGUUCAUGUUGGCAGAAUUCGUUUAUGCACACGUACCUAUGCUGAAGGGAAAGUUGCUGAUGACUCAAAUAUAAUUUUUAUCUUUGAUAAUGUGCAGUAUCCUGGUUCAAAUGAGCAUGAUCAACUUUCAACUUCUUCUGAGGUGAACAGUGUACAUAAAGAAUCAUCUUUGAAUAAACGUACUGCAGUGGAUGACAGUAGUGAUGAUAACUCGGAGUUUGAAAGUGAAAUGGAUGAAAAUGAGAAAAAUAAUGAUGAUUAUGUGUUAAAAUCUAAUGGUUUAACUUCAUCCAACAAGAAGAAAAAAUCAUCUGCAUUGAAAAUUACAAAAUCCGGUGCUGCUGCUGCAGCAAAGCGUCUUCUUUUAGAUAAUUCAAUUGAUUCAAUUAACAUUGAUGAACAACAACUUGAUAUUUCACAAUUGGCAAAUUAUAUGAAAGAGCUGAAUGUCAACAACAAACAUUUAAUGAAAUAA